AUGUUGCAGCCGGGGGUAGAGUGUGCUGUCGAACAAAGCGGCAGCGACGGGGUGAAACAAGCUCAGCUCAGUAAUCCCUCUACCGCCGCUGGUGAUGGUGACAGUCUUGGCGAUGGCGUUGGCAGGAUAGCAUUAAAUACCAAAAAAGAGUUGCGUCGAGAGCGCAAAAAACGCAAACUCCUCGGACUGUCCGCGCUGUUGAUGCUCAACGAGCAGGACGACAUCGGAAGCAGUAGAAACAGCAGUAGAACCACACAGCCGAACGUUGCUGGUGACGUCGACGACGACGACGACGUAGGGAACAGUGAUCAGCUCACGUCUGAAUCGAACAACAACAAGCUGCAGAACGGUGCCGACGAUCGGUUGAAGCAAAUUUUGGCCAACAAUCAUACCGCGUACGCCAUCGGUGACGAGGAGGAAGCGCCCACCGUCAGUGCGAAACGGCGACGGGAAGAGUGCAGUAGUAACGGUGCAGCUGCGGAGAACGAUAACGCUGCUACAGCGGUCAAGUGCAAAACACUUGCUAGCGGGGCAGAUAAAGCAGCAGCAGCAGCGACGGGCCCACUCAACAACGAUACCGAGUACCGCGCCCUCAAGGCGUACGUCAACCAGAAGAAAAGCAUGCGCUACGUGCCGCGCGUCCUGCUAAAGCCAAUCGGGCAGAAUGCGCUGCUCGAUCGGAACGAGAAAAAGGAGGAUCGUAUCCCUCUGCUCCUGGACGACAUUCAGGCCCUGCUGAUGCACACGUUGCUGCGCACGGAUUCGCCCCUGGCACCGCGCUGGGUAUCGAUCGAUAAGAACACGAAGCUCACGCACACGACCGUACUGAUCGUGGAGGGAUUCUCGUGCGAAGAUUACGUCACCUACCGGGAGCACAUGCCGAACUGUGCGGACACCAUCUUUGGGCCUCAGCUAACGCUGCAGGUAGUAUUUCCGAGCACGAAGAUACUGGAGGAGGUGGCCUGUGUGCCGUUGAGCGAUACGCACAAGGACGUGCUGGUCGCGGAGUACGGUUCGCUCGAGGCGGCCAUGCGGAUGUGCAAAGACCAGAUGCUGGUGCGCAAGAGCGUCUUCCGGAACAUUGGAUCGCCCCGGAAAUCGCCCUGCAGCGAUGUCGAUCUGCCGGAGAGUGACAAAUUUCCGCGCACCCUGCUGCUGCUGUCGCCGAUACAGAUGAUCAACGAAGGUUACCCCAUGCCGUUGGCCGGUACACUGGAAAACAAGUACAAACACUACGUAACUACGAGCGAUUCGUACAAACCGGUCAAUCCGCGGUCGCCCAUGUUCGGCAUCGAUUGUGAGAUGUGUGGCGCAAUUGGCGGCAAGUCGGUGCUGACGCGCGUGUCCAUCGUGGACGAGCAGCAAAAGGUCAUCUACAACAAGCUUGUAAAGCCGCGCGAAAAGAUCAUCGACUACCGUACCAAAUUCUCCGGCAUUACCGCCUCGAUGCUGCGCGAUGUUCGCACCACGCUGGCCGACGUGCAGCGCAAGCUGCGGGAACUGCUGCCACCGGACGCGAUACUGGUGGGCCACUCGCUCAACAGCGAUCUGCUGGCGAUGGAGCUGCUGCACCCGUACGUGAUCGAUACGAGCAUCAUCUACAACGUGACCGGCAAUCCGAUGCACAAGCAGAAGCUGAAGAUAUUGACGAAAAAAUUCCUCGACCAGGAAAUUCAGUGCAGCACCGGUGGGCACGAUUCGAUCGAAGAUUGUGCGGCCAGUUUGAAGCUAGUGCAGCUGAAGCUGGCCAACAGCAUCUACUUUGGCGACCAGUGGCUCGAGGAUCGGCGCAUGUACCACAGCUUCCGGUCCGGGACGGGCCAGAACGGUAUCGCGCAGCCGGACGAGUCGAGCGAACUGUCGGGUGCAUCGCAGCAGUCACAGAUCACGACGACCCUGUUUUCGCACGCUAAAAAACGCAACAAACGAUCGUUUAUAGUCACGAACGCCAAGGAGGAGCUGCGCACGUUCGAGCAGUACUUCGGGGGCACGAUAGGGAAAGCGGCCUCAGCUGAGCAGCAGUGGCUAUCGUUCCGCAAAACGUCAUCACCGACGGAAACGAUCCGCCAGACGGCGAGCAAUUGUCUGCAGUAUGAUUUUAAUCUCGCUUACGUCCGGCUGCCAAACGCGGCGGACGGCGCGGGAGCGAAGAGGCAACCGACAGCGGUGGUGCAGCCGGACAAUAAACAAGCGCUCGCGAAAUCGAUCGACGGCUGGGUGGACGAGCUGCACACUGCACUAUCGCUGAACGGGUUGCUGGUGGUGAUGUUUGUAGGCGCGAACGUGCACGGAUCGGGACGGAACAAUCGCAUUGGCGUUGCUAUGGUGCAAACGAAGAAACCACCGAAAUGAUCGACGAUGCUUUCAGCGUAGCCUGUACAGCAAUAUUUGGUCGAUAUGAGGGCGCAUUUGAUGUUUCAUAUGAAGAAUUAUGCAAAGAUAUGGGAUUUAUUAAGCAAGGUACUCUAAGCACAUGAUAAUGUUGAGUAAGAAUAAAGUCACUCUGUUAUGGAAGUUCAACGUGAACUUUCGGUUAAAUGAA
Messenger RNA from Anopheles gambiae (African malaria mosquito), 2542 nucleotides. RefSeq lists its product as uncharacterized. The record is from RefSeq and is a predicted model, not a curated record. Lineage: Eukaryota; Metazoa; Arthropoda; Insecta; Diptera; Culicidae. The transcript has 2 exons. Gene Ontology annotation, molecular function: nucleic acid binding; exonuclease activity. Bases 1 to 2352 code for a protein of 783 amino acids. Gene Ontology annotation, cellular component: nucleus.